This is a messenger RNA of Colletotrichum spaethianum, 1554 nucleotides long. RefSeq names its product GTPase-activating protein gyp1. Lineage: Eukaryota; Fungi; Ascomycota; Sordariomycetes; Glomerellales; Glomerellaceae. Gene Ontology annotation, biological process: activation of GTPase activity. Gene Ontology annotation, cellular component: Golgi apparatus. The record is from RefSeq and is a predicted model, not a curated record. Gene Ontology annotation, molecular function: GTPase activator activity. The transcript is spliced from 2 exons. The coding region runs from base 1 to 1554 and encodes 517 amino acids.
AUGUCGUCGCCUCCGAUAAAGAGUUACAUAAACUUCCUGUCCAAUACGAACGAUGACUGGAAAGCGGACGAAGAUGAGGAGGACAUGAUGGGAUACGAGGACGAUGAUGGCGAUGACUUCGGCCUGCCUAGCCUGUCUAACAUGAAGAGGCGAACGCGCAAGAUGGCCGCGCAAAGUAGGCCGGACCCAAAUGGGGGCCUCUCGCCAAUGACCGACUCGUUCGGUGGACUGGGGUUGCACACCAGGAGAUACUCGAAUAGCGCGGAUAUCGCUAUUGAAAGACCUGCACCAACCUAUCCGAUGCCGAAAAAGAGCGAAGGAAAGAUAUUGCGACCACAGUAUAAGGAGAUACUGAGGGGUGAGUGCGCCUACAUGAUGCAAUACUGGACCGUACUGAUCACGAUAGAUCCGGCAAAUGCUUUGCAUCUAAUCGAUCACCCCGCCAUACCCGCCAAUGCGACGCCGAAAGAGAUUGACGCCGCUAACUCCAGAAUAACUCGCAUAAACAAGUUCAAAAAGCUUCUUCAGGCUUCGACAAUCCCUCUACAGGAGCUUCGACAGCUCGCUUGGUCCGGCGUUCCCCAGGAGGUUCGCGCCAUGACGUGGCAACUCCUCUUAAGCUAUCUCCCAACAAAUAGCGAAAGGAGAGUUGCGACUCUAGAAAGGAAACGGAAAGAGUACCUUGACGGAGUGCGGCAGGCUUUCGAGCGCGGCGGCAGUAUCUCCGGAGCCAGCGGUAGCUCAAGCACUGCGCCACCAGGAAAAGCCAGAGGCUUGGAUGAGGCGAUCUGGCAUCAGAUCAGCAUCGACGUUCCAAGGACAAAUCCUCACAUUGAGCUUUAUUCAUAUGAGGCGACUCAGCGGUCCUUGGAGCGAAUCUUGUACCUUUGGGCUGUGCGACACCCAGCCAGUGGGUAUGUGCAGGGCAUCAACGACCUCGUGACGCCUUUCUGGCAAGUCUUCUUAAGCACCUACAUCGCCGACGCCGACAUAGAAUCUGGCAUGGAUCCUGGCCAGCUGCCGAAGCCGGUGCUAGAUGCUGUGGAGGCAGACUCGUUUUGGUGUUUGACAAAGCUUCUUGACGGCAUCCAGGACCACUACAUUGUGGCCCAACCUGGCAUCCAGAGACAAGUCGCUGCCCUCCGUGACCUCACGGCGCGGAUUGAUGCUGGGCUGGCGAAGCAUUUGGAAAAAGAGCAUGUGGAGUUCAUCCAGUUCAGCUUUCGGUGGAUGAACUGUCUUUUGAUGCGGGAGAUAAGUGUACGAAAUACAAUCAGGAUGUGGGAUACAUACUUGGCUGAGGAGCAAGGUUUCUCGGAGUUCCAUCUAUACGUUUGCGCGGCUUUCUUGGUCAAAUGGUCUGAUAAACUGGUAAAGAUGGAUUUCCAAGAAAUAAUGAUGUUUUUGCAAAGCCUGCCUACGAAGUCAUGGACGGAAAAGGAUAUUGAAUUGCUGUUGAGCGAGGCUUUCAUUUGGCAAAGUCUCUUCAAGGGGUCAUCGGCGCAUUUGAGAGGACAACCAAGCCGUACACCCUCAGCAAACAUGCAGUUGUAG